This is a messenger RNA of Dreissena polymorpha, 2909 nucleotides long. RefSeq names its product atrial natriuretic peptide receptor 1-like. The record is from RefSeq and is a predicted model, not a curated record. Gene Ontology annotation, molecular function: peptide receptor activity; protein kinase activity; ATP binding. NCBI's taxonomy places the organism in Eukaryota, Metazoa, Mollusca, Bivalvia, Myida, Dreissenidae. The transcript is spliced from 18 exons. Gene Ontology annotation, biological process: protein phosphorylation; cGMP biosynthetic process; intracellular signal transduction. Bases 30 to 1994 code for a protein of 654 amino acids.
ACCGAGUGAUUGAUUUCACCUUACUCGACAUGGACCUAGAAACAGGACAAUUUAAGGUAGUUGCGCAAUUCGAAGGUUGGAAGAACCAAUUCGAGCUGAUACCGGAAGUUCCGAUACACUGGCCAGUGCGCGGCAGUCGUCCCCCCAACCGACCCGCUUGCGGCUUUCGCGGAGAACUCUGCGUAACUUUCUCGUUGUCCUCCAGUGCAGUUGUGGCGAUCAGUCUGAGCAGCGUCAUUGUCGUCCUCGCCAUAGUCGGCAUUUUCAUAUUCAGGCGUAUUAAAGCGGAAGCGGAUAUCCAGAGUAACUGGUGGCGCGUGCGCAGUGAGGAUAUACACGUGACCAUGCGGACGUCAUCAGUAAUGUCUAGCAAUCGCCGGUUUCAGAACGACGACGGCUCCACUUCGAUAAUGACACAACCUCAUGUAUCUCAGACAGUUGGCGUUUACAAGGGAACAGUUGUGCAUGUCAGAAAGCUGAUGGUGAAGACAAUUCCCAUAGACCGAGCACUGUUACUAGAGAUCAAACAGAUGCGUGAGAUCACCUGUCCAAAUCUGACUCAUUUCUUCGGGAUCUGUCCAGAAACAGACAAGAUGUGUGUGCUGACCGAGUACUGCGCCAGGGGAAACUUGCAGGAUAUUCUUCAAAAUGACGCCAUGAAAUUGGACUGGGACUUCAAACUGUCGCUGAUUCAGGACAUAGUGGAGGGCAUGACGUACCUGCACGCUAGCAGUAUUGGUGUCCAUGGUCAGUUGACUGGCUCACGAUGUAUGAUAGAUGGACGCUUCGUUCUCAAGAUAACCGGUUUUGGACUCAACUGUUUGAAUGAAGCCGAAAUACGGAAUGCGCGACUUGGAAGCGGGUGGAGAGGGAAAUACAUAUUUUCACCGGAAUUGCUAUGGAUGGCGCCCGAACAUCUCCGCCUGUACCCAGCCAGCCGUCAGCGCUCACAAGCGGGAGACGUGUACAGUUUCGCCGUCAUUCUGUACGAGAUGUGCACGCGAGCCGAGCCGUUCACCGAGGAAUCUUGGUACACAUCAGUCAGCGACACCGUGGAAAUGAUCAAGAAUUGCGGCAUCAAGCCUUGCCGGCCGAUAUUGAACGAGCACGAGCAUAUACCGGAAGUAGUUCAACUUGCUUACCAGUGCUGGGAAGAACUUCCGUCGGACAGACCAACGUUCCAGAAUGUGAGGAAAUUUCUGAAGAAAAUAAGAAUGACGAGAAACAAUGGUGAGUCAACGAACGUUCUGGACGUGCUGCUACAGCGUAUGGAGCAAUAUGCCAACAACCUGGAGGGCAUGGUCGAGGAGAAGACACAGGCGUUCCUAGAGGAGAAGAAACGUUCAGAGGAGCUGCUUUAUAAGGUCCUGCCAAGAAGUGUGGCGGAUCAACUGCGAAUGGGACAUUCUGUAAACCCAGAAGCCUUCGAGUGUGUUACCAUCUACUUCAGUGAUAUCGUCGGCUUUACAACCAUCUCCGCAGACAGUACGCCCUUCCAGGUCGUUGAUUUGCUUAAUGACCUAUACACAUGUUUCGAUGCCAUUAUUGAUAACUACGACGUAUACAAGGUUGAAACCAUCGGCGACGCUUACAUGGUGGUCUCCGGCCUCCCUGAACGCAACGGUAACGAGCAUGUGAGACAGAUUGCUCGGAUGUCUCUGGACAUAGUCCACAGUGUGCGCCAGUUUGUGAUUCGUCAUAAACCGGAAGAACCGCUAAGGGCGCGUAUUGGAUUACACUCAGGCCCUGUCUGCGCAGGCGUGGUCGGACGGAAGAUGCCGAGGUACUGUCUAUUUGGGGACACAGUGAACACCGCCAGUCGCAUGGAGUCCAACGGAGAAGCCCUGAAAAUACACAUUAGUGAGGCAACUAUGGGACUUCUUUUGCCAUUUGCCACGUUCACAAUAAAAGAGCGGGGAAUAAUCGAUGUCAAGGGAAAGGAACGAAUGCGAACUUACUGGCUUGUGGACCAGCUGGAUACUCAGGGGAAGUAACACAUGCAGUUGAACACGUUAACUCCUCUCAGAGGCUACAUCCCAUAUUGGUUAUUUUCAAGUAAAUUCAUUCCGAGAGUAGGAUUGACACCUCAAUAACAUUCUUGUGGUGCUGUUCAAACUUUCGGGACAUUAAGAUAGUACCGGGGUAUUUACACUUUUUCAAAGAAAUCAAAGUACAAACAUAAAUCUGAAACACUUAACUGAAUGACCUUAAUCGGGUUGGGUUUGAUGAUUGGCCGAUUUAGAGCUGACUUCGAACCAAUCCAUGAAAAUGUUUAUGAAAAUCAUGCUAAAUAACGCAAUAAACAGCACACGAUAACACCGUGUGAGGAGUUUCACGCGCUUAUUUAACUGUUAUUUCCAAGGAUCUUAUCACUGCAACACAUUAUGAGACAUCAGUUCUACGUGUAGGCGCAUGCUUAUCUGUAUUUGUUCGUUAUCAUAAGUCCGUAUUGUGUGUGGAUAUCUUUAUUAUUGAUAUAAAAAUAUAUAGAGCCAUGAUAAAAUGCUGAAAUUUAAAUCUUUUAUAUAACACAAUAUGUGUGUAUUCACGAGCAAAAACUAUACGAAUCAAUGCGGUCAAUAAUUUUCAUAAACAAGAAACCAGAUAUAUAUGUUUAUCUUUAUUUUGUGAUUAUAUAAAUACAAUUGACAUAGUGCAAAACAAAUAUUAUAUUUUAUACAAAAACCAGAAAACACCAGGAUUUAUUUUAAAUAAAUUAUGAAAUAAAAUAUAUAUUCAAUCGCUCUAAUAUGGCUCAGGAAAGUGUUUUUCACUUUAAUGCAUUCUCGCCUUCCUAGCGUCCCACAAUUGGUUCAUCCUUCCGCCUGACUCCCGCCUCUAGGGUCAUACAUCCAAUAUUGUCGUCUGAAGUGGGGUCGUCCUUGAUCUUCAUCGUUAUCCUGUAGUCU